Messenger RNA from Amborella trichopoda, 1572 nucleotides. It is a transcript of the gene GALAK, whose product is annotated as galacturonic acid kinase. Gene Ontology annotation, biological process: carbohydrate phosphorylation; galactose metabolic process. Gene Ontology annotation, molecular function: galactokinase activity; ATP binding. NCBI's taxonomy places the organism in Eukaryota, Viridiplantae, Streptophyta, Magnoliopsida, Amborellales, Amborellaceae. Gene Ontology annotation, cellular component: cytosol; cytoplasm. The record is from RefSeq and is a predicted model, not a curated record.
AAUCGAUGGCAGUUGAAAUCCAUUUUCUACGCUGAUUUGGUUGUCCGGUUAACUUCAAAUCUCCCUUCCUCUGUUUUCUGUUACCCGCCAUAUAAUUAACAAUGGUGAAGCCAUCCAAUAAACCCUAAUCUCUCCGCAAAUUCGAGUUGGGUAAUGAAGAUGGGCACCUUUACAUGGCCUUCAGAGCAAGAGUUCGAUAGAGUGAGAAAGGCUGUGGUUGCAACGUCAGGAUGUGAUGAGGGAGACGUUAGGGUGGCUGUAUCUCCCUAUAGAAUAUGUCCCUUAGGUGCUCACAUAGAUCACCAAGGUGGGACAGUGUCAGCUAUGACAAUUAACAGGGGAAUACUUUUGGGAUUUGUUCCUUCUGGUGAUUCUAAGGUUUUGUUGCAGUCUGCACAAUUUGCUGGAGAAGUGAGAUUUAGAAUUGAUGAGAUUAAAAGCCCAAGGUAUUUGGUUGACCUAAAAAACCAUGUAAAAAGUGAUGAAGAAUGUGGUUGGGGAAAUUAUGCAAGAGGUGCCUUGUAUGCACUUCAAGCAGGAGGGAAGCAUCUGCACCAGGGUAUAAUUGGAUAUAUUUGUGGUUCAGAAGGGCUUGACAGCUCAGGGCUCAGCUCUUCGGCUGCGGUUGGGAUCGCUUACUUAUUGGCUUUUGAAAGUGCAAACAACAUAAGUGUAUCACCAAUUGAUAAUAUUGAACUUGACAGGCUGAUUGAAAAUGGUUAUUUAGGUUUGAAGAAUGGUAUUCUGGACCAAUCAGCAAUCUUACUUUCCAAUUAUGGCUGCCUUACCUGCAUUAACUGCAAGACCAAAGAUUACACGCUCAUAAAACACCCACAAUGGCAUGGAGGUCAAGAAAUUAAGAGAUCUAAGCCAUUCAAAAUAUUACUGGCGUUUUCUGGCCUGAAGCAUGCUUUGACCAGCAAACCAGGAUAUAAUUCCAGAGUUGCAGAAUGCCGAGAAGCUGCAAGAAUUCUCCUAUCUUCAUCUGGAAAUGGAAGUCUUGAGCCUCUUCUUUGCAAUGUUCUACCAGAUGUAUAUGAGGCUUACAAGGGUGAAUUAGAAGCUAAUCUUGCUAGGAGAGCAGAGCACUAUUUUUCUGAAAAUAAUCGGGUGCUCGAAGGGCUUAAAGCAUGGGGUUCGGGCAAUUUAGAAGAUUUUGGGAAGCUGAUUUCUUCCUCGGGUCUAAGCUCCAUCAAGAACUAUGAGUGUGGAUGUGAGCCUUUGAUACAAUUAUAUAAGAUACUUCUUAGAGCACCGGGUGUAUUUGGGGCUCGAUUUAGUGGUGCUGGUUUCCGAGGAUGCUGCCUUGCUUUUGUUGCCCCAGAAUUAGCAGCCGAAGCUGCAUCAUAUGUGAGGAAAGAAUAUGAGAAGGUUCAACCUCAAUUGGCCUCACAGCUCAAUGGGGAUGCAGCUGUUUUGUUUUGUGAGGCAUGGGGGAGUGCUCACGUUGUUUAAUUAAAAUUUGUGACUUAUAUUUCGUUCUUCACCUUCAUUUGUUAUUGUUGUAUUCAUUCUUUCCCAUGAAAAAUAAGUUCUAUUGAUCAAAAAAUAAAAGUGCUUGGAAUUUUUACA